Molecule: messenger RNA, 3399 nt
Organism: Bacillus rossius redtenbacheri
Lineage: Eukaryota; Metazoa; Arthropoda; Insecta; Phasmatodea; Bacillidae
Product: putative defense protein 3
Exons: 4
Coding region: 126-611 (161 amino acids)
Cellular component (GO): membrane
Source: RefSeq, a predicted model, not a curated record
GGGAAGUGUCGUCAGCAGAUAUAACUACUGAUAUCCUCGGUGCGUGGGGCUGAGUGCGGCACCCUGAGGCGGGGCGCGCCGCUAUAAGAGACCCCCCGGGGCCCCGGACGGACCCAGCCCCAGUCAUGCCGCGAGCCUUGCUGCUGCUGCUGCUGCCCGCCGCGGCGCUCGCCUUCCCCGACGGCGCGCCAAUCGACGUGUGUGUGAAGGCGCGCAGGAACCAGCCCCACCACGGCCAGGCGCGCCCCAGGGUCGACGCGCCGCCCUACUCCGUCACCGCAUCGGCGGACACCUACUCCCCCGGCGACAAGAUCUCAGUGGUGAUCACGUCGCUGGACGGCACGCCGUUCCGCGGGUUCUUCAUGCAGGCGCGCGACGCGGCCUCGGACGAGUGGCUGGGCGCCUUCGAGGCGGCCGAGAACAUCAACCUGCUGCCCGAGUGCAGCUCCAUCACGCACGCCGACAACAAGGACAAGCUGCAGGCCACGCUCAUCUGGACCGCGCCGGCCCAGGGAAUGGGCAACGUGUACUUCACGGGCGCCGUGGUGCAGCAGUACGACACCUUCUGGGCGGACCUGGUGGCCGAGGUGGCGCGCGCAGUCCGGCAGUGAGGGGCCUCCAGCUGUCACGUGACCUCCGCCUGCCUCCGCCGCCGAGCGCCAGUGGUUACAUUAACCACAGGUGCUGCAGCCGCGCCGAGCUUCAACACAGCCCAGUGGGACGUUCCACCAGACACCUCGAUAAUCCGUAUUGUUAUUGGAGUACACGCAACACUGUAAUUGUUUUGUUAUUAUUUAAAUGGAUCAGAAUUAAUCGUGUAAAAUCACACAUAUUUUUUUAAUAUGUAAAUUUACGUGAAAACGACUGUUUCUCUACAAAAUACUAUUCGCAUAAUAACUAGGGACACCUGUAUUUCGCGAACACAUUUCGUGUCAAGGUAUUUCACAAAAUACUGUAGCUUUUGUCCUGUGGUUAUUGGCUGAGGUUGGUGAGAGGUGUCGUCCCGCUCUUGACGGGGCCAAUGAGAAUGUGGUCACCGUACUGCUGCACCCUCACAAUUUAUCCAUGACUAGAGACCUGCAAAAUUCGCGGAUUCAAUUACCUCCAGGAUAGAUUCUACUACACUCUGUGCCGUUUCUAGGUAUGGCACUCAUGAUUUUAUGUGUAAUUAAUUUAUUCACAUUUCUUUUUUUUUAAUCUUUCAUGUUAAAUAAAUUUUAAAAUUUUUAUGCAAAGAUUCUAUUUAAUAUUUAUUUUUCUUUACAUAUUUCAUUAUCUUAAUGUUAAAGUUUUGUGUAGCUAUUUAAUUAAUAAUCUCUUAAAAGUGUUUGUUUCUAUUAUAAUCAAAUGUGUAAGGGAAACACUAAGUACUACAAUUCUGGUUCUAUGAAUAUUUUAUUUUGUUUGUAUACCCUCUACUUAUUGUAAACUCUAUGAUUUCUGUCGUGCCAAACGAAAAAGACUUACCUUGCCCUUUUUCAAUUUCUUUUCGGCCAUUUGGCAUGUAAUUUUUUGGUGCGGAUGUAAAAACCAUCAUAAAAUGUAACAACCUAUCUAUUACCGCCGUUUUGAGUGAGUAAAUGUUUCGUCUGUGGGAAAAGUGUAUCCCAUGAUAAAUAUUUUUUAUGUUUGGAGGUUAAUAUUUUUGUGGUUUCAUUCCAUAGCGGUUCGAGUCAUGGGCCUCAUCCUGGCUUUGGUGUUCCAGGAAUCUAAAUUCAUUUUUGGGAAUUAACCUCUUCAAAACAAAGGCCAGAAAUUUCAUUAUUAUUAUUUUAAGGUUAUGUAAUUGUUUUCAACUUCUGCGUAAUCAUCAUGCAAGUUUCUACUAUUGAACUUGAAUCAAAGAAAUAAUAUUGAUUUCUACACUUUGGAACGUUUCCGGCAAUUAAUUUUCAUUCUGAAGAAAGAAUUAUAAGAAGACUUCAAUAAUUUAAUAUUUGUUUAAUGAAUUAAUUUUUUUAAAUAAUGUUUGUUGAGUAACUUAACCUGUUUUUUUUUACUUCAAUCUAAAAUAAAUACUUGGUACGUACUUAGUUGUUCACGAGCUCGUUACUUAAUAUAUAAUACUCAGUAAUAUUUUGUUAAUAUGUUAAUUUUUUUGUUGAUGUUUGCUUUACAUUGUUAUUUUUACAAAGGCCUAUAAUUACAACCAGCACCAAUCUGAUAUUUGCGUGUUAUUUUGUUUCCCAGUUGUUUAUUUCAAUAGGUAUGUCUUAAUUCUUUUUAACAUGUUAUGUUUGGUUACAAAUGGCAAUAUGUUCUUAUUUCUCUAUAGUAAAUUAUUUUAAUUCUUUAGUUAAUAAAUGAUAACAUAGUACAGUAAAUGUAAACGAUCCGACAUAUCUGAAACUUUCAUAUGUUAUAGUGUCCUUGGGUAACUUAAAAUGCCACACAUUGAGGUUAUGUAGGAUGCUAUAACAGAUGGAUGCCUUUCAGUCAAAAUAUAUGUCACAACUCUACACACUCGGGCAAAUGCCACUUGCUCAUUGGCUGCUGACUUGUGAGUCGUCUCUAAGGGUUGCCUGUGAUUCGACACUUCUAUGAGUGAGGGUCUCUAAUUGGCCCCCAUUGCUCCAGAUUAACAGAGAACCAGUGGUAGAAGCUGCGCUAAGGUAUAAUUAUUUGAAUUGUUGCAUAUCACGAAAUGAAUCCGCGAAUUUUGCAGGUCUCUAGACAUGACUCUUAGAAAACGUUACAGUGUUUUGUGAAAUAAAUUGACAUGAAAUUAAAUCGCGUAAUUAUGGUGUCCCUAGGCAUAAACCAUUCUUUAUUUAUAAGAAUUUGUAUAACUUUAUUUAUGUAAUAGUUUUGUGCCACAAUGUAAAAUUUAAUUUAGUGAAAAUUUUAGUCAAAAUAAUUAAUUAUGUGAUAAUCAUAAUGCAAAAUACGUUUCACACAUUAAACGAACCUAUAAUAAUUGACUUUUAAAUCGAGGUCUUGCUACAAUCAUACCUUUUUUUAAGUUUGUAAGAAUGCACACUCUGGAUUUUCAUUUUUUUACAGUACAAUUAUCAUAUUUUAUUCAACUUGAAUUGGUAUGGAGUAACAUGAUGCAUAGUCUCAUUGUUCUUCACUUAAGCAAACCAAGUUCAAAUCCUGAUGAGUCUGAGAACACUAUGAAAAAUUGUACAAACAUAGCAGGGACACAAUAAAGUGAAGAAAGAUUGCGAUUUAGAACAAUUUUUUAUUGAGGUGUGUUUGUCCUGUUUUUCAUAAGAAUAUUUCAGUAUUAUUACAUACUACACUAGUGUAAAUAAUCAGCAAUAUGUAUUAUAAUAAUGACAGUAAAUUUGCACUGUGACAUUAAAAUGUGUAGUUUUAACAUGUGUUUAUACUGUAAACCUUAUGUAUCAACAUAUUAAAAGAAGUAGAAUAAAAUGUACAUUUUUCAUUUAUUAA